Molecule: messenger RNA, 1014 nt
Organism: Lodderomyces parapsilosis
Lineage: Eukaryota; Fungi; Ascomycota; Pichiomycetes; Serinales; Debaryomycetaceae
Exons: 1
Coding region: 1-1014 (337 amino acids)
Biological process (GO): lipid storage
Cellular component (GO): lipid droplet
Molecular function (GO): lipase activity
Source: RefSeq, a predicted model, not a curated record
AUGCCGUUUGAGUACCUAGACACCGAACCAAAGACCAGAGCCUAUAUCUCUCCGCGGAAAGAGUUCCUGUCGUCGUCGAACGAUAUCCUUAUAAUGAUACCGGGAAAUCCUGGCCUUGUUGGAUAUUAUGUCACCUAUCUUGACUAUGUUCAACGUGCACUCCCCCAAUUUGAAGUUUUUGGAUUGGAUUACUUGGGAUUCACUAAGCAAAACACAAAACAGCAACAUAUUUUCAAAGUUGAGGAGCAAAUCAACCACAAAUAUGUGGUAAUCAAGGAUAAAAUCAAACAACAGCCUAAUAAACCCAACUUGUAUUUUUUAUCUCAUUCCUUGGGAGGAUUUGUUACCCAAAGGACGAUAAAGAAGCUUUUGGAAGAUGAAGAGUUAAAAGACAAGUUUGAAAUAAAGUUUAAUGGAAUGAUUACACCAACAACAAAUGAUAUCGCCGGGUCUGAAUCAGGCACAAAGAUGGUUAGAUUGAACAACUCUAAAUUGCCAAUAGUUGGCAUGGCAAUGACUUUUAGCUCUUUGUGUUCAUACAUUCCUGAAUCAGUGCAAAGGUACAUUUUAACCCAUCAUUGGACAGCACCAAAACAAGUGAUUGAAGAAGGGUCAGAUCAUGAAAAUGUUGGGUUGGAACAUUCAUUACAAACAACAAUGGAACUCAUCAACACACCCAGCCUUGUCAACCAAGCAUUGAACAUGGCAAGGGACGAAUUGGAUGCGAUUUCAAAGCUGGAUGAAGUCAAUGACUGGAUAUAUGUCGAUAAUCAAUAUUCUUUUAAAAAUUGGUGUUUCUUUGCUCAACUGGAUCAUUGGGUUUCUAAUGAAACUAGGGAUCAUUUGAUUUCGAAAUAUGGUCAACUGAAUCCCAAAAGGAAUAGGUUUGAAAUUUGUGAAAAUGUUGAGAAUCCAAUCAAGCACGCAUUUGUGUUGAAUCAAAGUAAAGAAUUUGCUGAGAUUACAAUUGAUAGAAUUAAACAAGCAGAGAAUUGUUGGGUUAAAUCAGGAUAG